Olea europaea var. sylvestris is the source of this 1671-nucleotide messenger RNA. Its product is annotated as putative late blight resistance protein homolog R1B-16. Gene Ontology annotation, biological process: defense response to other organism. Bases 1 to 1671 code for a protein of 556 amino acids. Gene Ontology annotation, molecular function: ADP binding. NCBI's taxonomy places the organism in Eukaryota, Viridiplantae, Streptophyta, Magnoliopsida, Lamiales, Oleaceae. The transcript is spliced from 3 exons. The record is from RefSeq and is a predicted model, not a curated record.
AUGGAUGCAACACAUAAAGCCGAGGAUAUCAUUGAAUCCAACAUUUGGCGACAAGUUCUUGGAGAAUCUAGGAGUCAAAGGGAGAAUAAUUGCAUUUCUCUCUGCGUCCGUAAAAUACCCUUAUGUAGUACAUUCAAGGCAGAAUUAGAGAAAGUAAUAGAAGAAAUUGAUACCAUCAAGAAAUGGAUAGAGAAGAUUGAGGAUGAGAGUGACGUACAAGAUCUGGAUCCAGUGACUUGGUCGAGUGUUGCUUCAUCAAAACCAGCUUCGAGUGACGGAAUAGAAAAAAUUGAUACCAUCGAGAAAAGGGCGGAGAAGAUUGAGGGCGAUAGUGACGUACAAGAUCUGGAUCCAGUGACUUGGUCGAGUGUUUCUUCAUCAAAACCAGCUUCGACUGGCAAGAUUAAUAUGGUGGGUCUUGAUGAUAACAUGAUGGUGAUAAAGGAUUGGUUGACUGGGGAGUCAUCAAAUCUUCAAACUAUCUCCAUUUUGGUAUCUCAAGACUGUAAUGUGCAAGAAAUCCUUAUAGGACUUCUAGAUUCGAUGAAGAAACUCACUAACAAGAUUCGUGCAGAGACCACUCCAAAAUUAAAAGAAAUUUUGUACAAGAAUCUAAAGGAUAAGAGGUAUCUUGUGGUGAUGGAUGACGUGUGGGAUACCGAGGUUUGGGAUAAAGUGAAAGGAUUGUUUCUGAAUGACAAGAAUGGGAGUCGAGUCAUGAUAACCACUAGGCUAGAUAACGUGGCUAGUUCUGCAAACUCUUGUUAUCUGCCUCACCAGAUGCAUUGUUGCCCUUGUGAAUUCGAUUAUAUUGGGAAGAAGAUAGUCAAAAGUUGUCGAGGGCUUCCACUUCCAAUUGUUGUAAUUGCAAGGCACCUCCCUAAUGCCACAAGAACGCUAAAUUACUGGACAAAUGUUGGAGAAAAACUAAGUUCAGUCAUAGCUUCAUAUGAUGAGCAGUGCUCAAAGAUAUUAUCUUUAAGUUAUAAGAAUUUACCUCAUCAUUUGAAAGGUUGUUUCCUUUAUAUGGGAAUUCUUCCAGAAGAUUCCGUCGUUCGGGUCUCCAAAAUAGUCAAGUUAUGGGUUGCAGAAGGAUUAAUAAAAUCAGUGGAAUCCAAAGUUUUGGAAGAUGUGGCUGAGGGGUACUUCUUGGAUCUUGUUGAUAGGAAUAUUGUUUUGGUUUGUCAAAGGAGUUCCCGAGGAAAAAUUAAAACGUGGAAAAUCCAUGAUCUGUUACUUGACCUAUGUGUGAGAGAAGCUCAGAGGCAGAAUUUUUUUCAUGUCAAUGAUAGUUAUCUCCAUGGGGUUUCUGAAGGCAUUAUCCUGCGCCGUUUAAGUAUUCGUAGACGAGAAGAGGUUGAUCAUCCUACCAAAAAUCUACCAAAUUUUCUUUUGCGGUCUCUUCUAAACUUUGCCUGGAAUUCUUCGGUGAUAAAGUUGUUAGAAGGUAUGCUACUGAAAGUGUUUGAUGAUAUGGAUACAAUUUAUCAUCCAACUAUAAUGGCGGAAGUAGUUAACAUGCGGUACCUCGCUUGCUGCUACCUGGAUAAGUGGCUUCCUGCAUCAAUAUACAACCUUAGAAAUCUACAAACCCUUAUUAUUUAUGACACAAUGACGUUUAUAUGUUUAGGACUUAAAAUAUGGAAGAUGACACGGUUAAUGCAUGUCUAG